AAUAUCUAGUUCAGAAGACAGAUAAACUUGAAUGAUCGUGUUGCUUUCAAGAACCAAAUAACGCGUAUAGCCAGUCAUUUUUGAGUUAAUUGUUGAAGUGAAAAAAUAAUCUUAAAAAUGAGCAGUGGUUUUAUUUCUGCGACUGAACUUGCCGAACAACGCAAAAGACGUCAAGAAGAGUGGGAAAGAGUACGAACAGCUGAUCAACCCGCAGAGGCUCCAGAGGAGCAGUAUGAUCCAAGAUGUCUCUUUGACAGGUUGCAGGAGCAAAAAAACAAAAAAGAUGCUGAAUAUGAGGAAGCUCACAAACUAAAAAAUAUGAUAAAAGGUCUGGAUGAUGAUGAAGUGGAAUUUUUAGACCUAGUAGACAGACAAAAAAUGGAUGAAGAGCGAAAAAAACACCUAGAAGAAGAAAAAGAAAUGCGUGAAUUCAAAGAAAAAGUUGCUUCUUUACAAGAAAAAAGCUUAGAUGCGCGAUUAAAACAAGAAUUAAAGCAACCCCAAUUGACUAAUAGAGUGACAGUCAGCAAUAAAAAUUCACAACUAAAGCUGUUGGCAGGUGUAGUUAAAAAACCUAUGAAAUCAAGCGGUGGAUCUCCUCCCAAAGUAGGUGAAAAAAGGAAAUUAUCUGAUAGUGAAAAAACUGAAGAUAAUUCUCAAAAAAGUGAGAAUAAUCAUGGAAUAAUUACUACUAACCAAAACUCAAAUCAAACAACCAAGAAUAAUGUUAUCACUGUUUCUUCAGAUGAUCCAGAAUUCAAGUCUGGUGCUUUAAAAUGUGUAGGAAUAUUACCUGGAUUAGGAUCUUAUGAUAACUCAAGUGAUAGUGAAGAUAGUUCAGAUUCUGAUGAUGAUGAAGUGCAUUGUAAAAAAUCCAAGAGAGAUUUUAUUGGUCGCGAAACAAUGAAUCGAAAAUUAAAAGAUGAAGAUUAAUUUUAUCUAGAAUCUUAAAAUUAGAAUAAACAUCUAUUUUUAAAU
Trichogramma pretiosum is the source of this 978-nucleotide messenger RNA. RefSeq names its product protein FAM192A. The record is from RefSeq and is a predicted model, not a curated record. Gene Ontology annotation, cellular component: nucleus. The coding region runs from base 118 to 933 and encodes 271 amino acids. The transcript is spliced from 5 exons. Lineage: Eukaryota; Metazoa; Arthropoda; Insecta; Hymenoptera; Trichogrammatidae.